Molecule: messenger RNA, 4298 nt
Organism: Megachile rotundata (alfalfa leafcutting bee)
Lineage: Eukaryota; Metazoa; Arthropoda; Insecta; Hymenoptera; Megachilidae
Gene: Rchy1
Product: Ring finger and CHY zinc finger domain containing 1
Biological process (GO): ubiquitin-dependent protein catabolic process; protein ubiquitination
Cellular component (GO): nucleus
Molecular function (GO): ubiquitin protein ligase activity; zinc ion binding
Source: RefSeq, a predicted model, not a curated record
GGUGAGGGAAGCCGUGCAUCAGCCGUUGGAUUUGAAUUUCCUGCUUCGUUCUAUCUUGUUUGUUCGAAAGUAUAAAGAUAAGACGCCGAGAUCUUUAUUUCUCAAAUAUUGCCUAAAAGAAUAACACCAUGAAUAAAGAUAGGCUUCGCGCGUAGCAUCUGAAGAAAUAAAUGCUAUUUUGAUAUCUGUGUUGCCAAAAUUAUAAUAAGAAAUUAUAUGGUGCAAGCUUAUAUUGUCCAUCGAAUAUAGAAGUGAUUAGUUAUGUGUUCGUAUUAUAGUUUCGUGUUUAAUUUCAGAAUUGAAACUCUUAGAUCAGUCUAGUCAAUGACGUAGGCGGACAUGUUAGGACUCUAGCACGUGGCUUCGAAUGUAGGGCUCUAUGUUACGCUGUCUAAUAGAAACUCAAUGUAAUCGUAAUUACAAUCGAUUACAUAUGUUAUUCUAUAUCGUAUGUAUCUCGUGACUCGUUAAUAUUAUUAACUGGAUGCUGUUAUUGCGCGGAAAAAUUCCUAAGAUCGAUGAUAUUAAGUCUGCGAUUUCUUAAAUCGAUUCAUGCUAUUAAUCUUUUUGAUACUGUAAGAUGCUUCGUGUAGAGUGUCUUCAAUGGUGGUACACAUUUAUUGUGUCCUCCGCAUGCCAAUAUGCGUUCACUGCACGAGUCGAACAGAUUUGCCGAAGGCUUAUAAACGCUUACUGCAUCGAAAGGGUUAAGGAUCAAGGACGAAUUCAUACGAGGGCUAAUUGGAUUAUUAUCUAAGGCCUUUGUUUCCUAAAGUGUAUAAGGAUCGUCGGCGAUGCGUUUUUGAGGUGUUCGAAGCAUGAACGAACCUACAAAUUUUUAUAUCUUGCAAUUUUUUGCAGCAUUAAAAUUAGGAUGCUAUUUUAUAAUAAUUAAUACGCCAUGUUGCAACAAGGUAUACACAUGUCGAUUUUGUCACGACAAAGAGGAAACUCAUACAGUAAACAGAAAGGAAGUAACGGAGCUGAUAUGCGUGCUAUGCGAUACUCGUCAGCCAGUACAAGCUACUUGCCAAAAUUGUCACUGUCGAUUCGGUAAAUACACGUGUCUCGAAUGCAAUCUUUUCGACGACGAAGACAAAAAUCAGUACCACUGCGAUGGCUGUGGAAUAUGCAGAGUCGGUGGCCGCGACCGAUUUUUUCACUGUGCCAAGUGCAAUAUGUGUUUGCCGGUUCAGUUACAAAAUGGACACACGUGCGUGGAGAAUGUCUCGCACGCGAAUUGUCCUGUUUGCCUGGAGGAUAUUCACACAAGCCGUAUACCUUGUCACAUUCCAAAUUGUGGCCAUUUGCUCCAUCGUACGUGUUUCGAGGAAUUGUUACACUCAGGGCAUUACGCGUGCCCUAUUUGCCAAGUAUCCCUUUUAGAUAUGACUGACCUAUGGAGAUUUUUGGACAUGGAGGUAUCGUUAACGCCGAUGCCAGAAGAAUACAGAGAUCACAGGGUUGAUAUUCUGUGCAAGGAUUGCCACGAGGAGUCAGCGGUAAAAUUCCAUAUUGUAGGAUUGAAAUGCUUGAAUUGUGGAAGUUAUAACACCUGUAGAGUCAAAGGAUCUCCGUCUCCAGCAGAUCCCGAGUGUUGACGAUCCGGAACGGCGAAGAAGAGAAUGAAUAACAACGCGCCAGAGCUCUGAGUAUUAGUAAAGGGAAAAAGAUGCACAAUCAUUCCCAAGAAAGUGUCGCUUUCGAGCGUUUUUAAAAAGACAGUAGAAAAAAAGCCUUUUUGGCGUUAUACCUCUUUAUUGUUUUUAGUGAAUUUUUACGCCUUUGUUGAUUGUUUUCAGACUUUUUAUAGACGUUAUUAUGUUAGGAGGCUGAACGGAGCGACUGAUUUUGAUCAGCGCCUCAACGUUCAUUGUGAAACGCCGAAAAAAAUGAUUAAUAGUCGCGUUACGACGCCCAGCGUAUAGAUGAAACGUUAAUUUCAAAGAUUAAUAUUCAGUCGUCAAGAACGAAGUAUAAACUUCUGAUCGCGAAGACAGAUUUCUGCAUAAUGUUAGUCUGUUCGAAGUGAAAAGAGUCAAGCACAGUCUCGAUAUUUUCGUUUUUAUUUUUUACCGAUUGGUGGCGCGGUAUGCGCGGUGUCACCCAUUUCCUAAAAUUCUUCGCGCGCUGUUUUCAGAUAAUAUAGAUCCUUACAUUUCCAGUAUGCGUGACUUUCUUUCGAUGCAAUCUUUUCGUAAAUGCUAAUCGAUCAAUAUUGUACUGGUAGUGCUAGUCAAAAAAUGAAAAGAAGAAGAACCCCCUUUUUAGCUAUUGUACUCGACAGCUAAGAGUUCCUCUAUAGUAUCUUACUACACAUAGUUUCCCCAAUAUCAUAUUAUUGCAGCUAUACGUAGAGAUAGAUAACAAUGAGAUUAUUAAUAAUAAGACGCAUUCUAAUUCGUUUACGAAUUGUACGCGCAAUUUUCGAAAAGAUCGCCAUCUAGUCAAGGAUCACUCGAGUCACUUCUUGAUGUGAACGUUUUUUGCAUAAAAAAGUGCGCGGGGGAAUCUCAGAUAGUUGGGUGACGUAAGCUGAUACUCGACACGAUUUUUGUGACUAUUUACGAAGAAAAUUCGUAUCGUUAAAACGAAAUACAAUCAGGCUUCGACAUUCAUCUAUCGAAACUUAUCGGGCAUUUCCACCGUGUUAUUGUGAAUUGAAAACGUAUUCAUUAUCGUGUACUUUGUAAUGUACGUAUACUUUUAGGUCUCUUUUCGUGCACGCGUUUCAAAACGCGUCUAAUUUCGCGAAGAAGAACAUACUUUUAACGAGGUUAAUUGAUCUUAAUUUAUUGUAAUAAAUUACGAACAAUUAAUGAAAAAUAUUUAUCAAUUACGAUAGCAACUGAAUUUUAUUUUAUAAUUGGUGAAAUCGUUUCAUUUAAACUACGUUUAAACUUGAUUUCUUUUCUUUUGAUUGCGUCAAAUUUGUUAUAAACUUAUAACAAGUUUAACGCGUUUCGUGUCGCGUGGAUCAUCGAUGAUAUAUGCAAUAAAUCAAAGGUAUCCAUUCUGAUUAAUUUGAAACUGCUCAAACAUUCAAAGAAUAUGUAGCGUAAGUAAAAUAAGCUGGAAACAGUAUUUUCGUUUAAAAUUAUCAAAUAACUAAGCGGUUAAGUGAGCACAUUAUACUCAGAUGUGGGUUAAUGUUAAAAAUAAGUGAAUAAGAAAAGAGGUCAAACUAGAAAGAAUGCAAUUAUAAUUGGUAACUUCAUAUUUAAUAUUAUAACGUAAUUUUUAAUUUGCCGAGGUUUCGUCAAGAACCCUGGUGCAUUCCAUAAUGACAUUUAAGUAUACGCAACAAACGCGUGUAUAGAAGGAGUCUUAGAUUUACGUUACGCUCGCCAAUUCGCUCAUAACUAUUCGAGUCCAGUUCGUAUUAUUAGCUGAUCUUGUAAAGUAUACUUUUUAGAUAAUAACAUAAUUUGACACUCGGUACAACGCAAAUGCGCGUCUUCGAGCGACAAAGUUGCAGAGGAGACGUUCUCGAAUGAAACAGAACUGCGUUUCAAGCUCAAAUAAAACAAUUGUUAGACGCUUUCAGUAUACUUCAAUGAUCAUGGAACAUAUUGACUGUUGAUCGAGCUUUUCCACUGUUGAGUAAUAAGCGUAUUAACUGGUGACGAACAUUUAAGAGGUGUGCGGAUCUUGAGUCCCAAAAACUCUAACUGGAUCGGAAAACUUCGGGCAGAAUUCGACAAGAUCUAAUUUACGCGCACUGAUCGGCUGAAAAAUCUAAAGUUGAAACUUUAUAGAUUUCAAAAUUUGUAAAUUGUGAACCGAGGUCAGGCGUAUAGCAAAAGAUCGAAUUUUCAAAGUCCCGAAUUCCGAUCUCAGCCGAAUUCGGGAUCUGGUACACCUCUCUAUAUAAGCACUUGUAUCUUUUGUCCAUUCCAUGGCAUUCCAGGAUUCGUGUAACAUGCUAACGUACGAUUGCACGAAUAUUUGAGCUAUCGUUCAUUAUCGUGUUGAUAUAUUAGCACGUUUAAUUGAGUAUUAUUGGCUCGCGAGUAUAAAUGAUGUGAAAAUUGACGCGUGACCCCACUUUGUCACUGAUUAUCAGCCUCUGGUAAUUUCAUUUAGAGGCUGGUGGCACCUUAAAUGAAUUGUAAUACAGAAUUCGAAAGGACGUUCACAACGUUACCUUUUUUGGUGUGAUUAUCAUCACGUCUUUAUUAUUCAGUUGUAAAUUAAAUACCAGUUACAAAGGCUCUUUGUACAUAACGGCCGCAAUAAUGCUUUUGUUUUAUAUUAUAUAAUAUAUACUAUUGUAUCAAAUAAACCGGCUAUUAUUA